Messenger RNA from Vigna unguiculata (cowpea), 387 nucleotides. RefSeq lists its product as uncharacterized. The record is from RefSeq and is a predicted model, not a curated record. NCBI's taxonomy places the organism in Eukaryota, Viridiplantae, Streptophyta, Magnoliopsida, Fabales, Fabaceae.
AUGGCUGAAAACACCAAAUUUCAUUCUACUCUAGUCGUCACCAACAUCAAACAUCACAUUCCAAUCACUUUGGACAUGGAAACCAGCCAAUAUCACUCAUGGGCAACCUUAUUUAAAGUUCAAGCUAAAGUUCAUUUCGUACUUAAACAUAUCAUCCCUCCUACGGAAUCUGCUACCAUAACAACGUACCAAACAACCAAGGCCGCUAAUCUACCUCUAUGGAAUCGCCUUGAUGUUGUUGUUCUCCAAUGGAUAUAUGCCACAAUAUCUCCUAAUAUCCUCACAUCGAUCCUUGUGGCUAAUGAUUCUGUUGCCAACGCUUGGCAACAUGUCACUGACUUGUUUCAAGAUAACAAAAACUCUAGGGCAGUAUAUCUUGAAACUUAG